Erythranthe guttata (spotted monkey flower) is the source of this 2484-nucleotide messenger RNA. Its product is annotated as phosphoinositide binding protein. Lineage: Eukaryota; Viridiplantae; Streptophyta; Magnoliopsida; Lamiales; Phrymaceae. The record is from RefSeq and is a predicted model, not a curated record.
AUCUUCAAAUAGCACAAAGCCCACUCGGUGAAUUAAGAGCCAUUUUCGAUCUUUUGACUUCUCUUCCGAGUUCUAGAUCUCGAUUCUUCUGUGAGAGAGUGAGAUCCACUUCAAAAUGUGGGAAACAAGAGAGUGUGUUCAAACGAGGAAUUACAUCGAAAACCGUAUCAAACAAAAACGGGUUAUGGGCUAGCGAUGAAUGUUGCGUGGGACCUUGUUAUUAGUGCACCACUAUUGAACACACUUGAUUAAAAGCAAAACAAAGAUUAGAAGAUGCACUCCCCACUUACACUUAGAUUGCCUAGAAUUUAGUAAACUACAAUUAUCAUCAUAAUCAUCAUUAGUGCUGAUUAAUAUUCCAUUAUUCACUAAUUUAUCAUAUCCAUGGCUGCAUUUAUCAAAUAAAGAGAAAAGUACAUUCCCAAGAAUGAGAGUGGUAAAAGAGGAAUCAAGAAUCAAGAAUCAAAAUCUAUACAAAUCUUGAAAGUAGUAAGUAGUAGCAAGUGAUGGAUGAUGAACUGAGGAAAAAGCCCUUUACUUUUUUUGACAAGUCAAUGCAGAAAACUGUAAAGUAGUAACUUGAGAGAAGUAGAAUCAGAGUUAAACCAGAAACAUAUUCCUGAAAAAAUUACUCCUUUCAUCAAAUGAACUGAAAUAAAGCAUAAUGGAUGGAGGGCCCUCUGUUUUAUUUAUUUUUUUCAUGCUUUUAAAACAGUGUUAAUGGGAGAAAUACAAAAGAUCCCUUGUAAUAAUGAACCCGCCGCUCGAGAACCGGAAAAAAAAAAAAAAAAAAGCAUUCUUUAAUCUUUUAUGCACAGAAAAAAAAGGAUUCAAAAGAGACACUCGUAAGUUGGAGACAAAAGUUUGUUCAAACUUUAUUUUGGGAACCUUUCGAUUUUUUUUUGUUAUAAUUAAUUUCAAGAAAUCAUCGAAACACCAAUAAAUACCAGCAGUGUGUGUUCCUUUUUGCAUCAUCACCAUUAUCCAGUUUCAGAUAGGUUAUAGGCAUAGCAAGAAAGAAAUGUCUGCGAACUCGAAAUGCAGGAGCAAUAAGCUGGAAAACAUCGAGGAAGAAAAUGCUGCAGAGUUUUUGCCCGUGACAUGUCCACCGCCAGAAACUCCGACCGAGUCGAUGGAGUUCUUGGCUCGUUCGUGGAGUCUCUCAGCCAUGGAGCUCUCAAAGGCUCUUUGCCACACUAAUGAUGCAAACCAAACUUCCCAUAAGCCGCCAUUAGGCGGCACGGAUGGUGGUCCCGCCUCUCAAACCGACCACGGAACCUCUUUGCUCUCUCAGAAUGAGCCUUUGUUAGCCUCAGAGAGCCCUCCGAUGUCACCUAGAAGUAGUGACGAUGCCAAGGAAAUAUUUGUGCUGCAUCAAGCUUUAAACCCAGAAUUCCUAUCCAAUCAACACUUACCUCGAAACGGGCAGCUAUACAGAAGCAUCAUGAAGAAGAAAACAAUGGGGAGAUGGAUGAAAGAUCAAAAGGAGAGGAAAAAACAGGAGAUUAGAGCUCACAAUGCUCAACUCCACGCAGCGGUGUCGGUCGCCGGAGUGGCUGCAGCCGUGGCCGCCCUUGCCGCCACCUCUUUAUCAUCAUCAUCAUCCUCGCCGGAGAAAUCGGUCAGUAAGCAUAAGAGACACUCGAAAACAUCCUCUGCGAUUGCUUCUGCAGCGGCUCUAGUUGCAUCACACUGCCUGGAAAUUGCGGAGGAUAUGGGAGCGGAUCACGAUCAUAUAUUGGCGGUUGUGAGUUCGGCUAUUAAUGCAAGAACCAACGGGGAUGUUAUGGCACUCACUGCCGGAGCUGCUACAGCUUUAAGAGGGGCCGCGACACUAAGAGCAAGGCUAUAUAAAGAACAUGGAGGUGCAACUAUUGCUCUUACGGAGGAUAAUCUUCGGAAUAGCAAAGAAUCGAACAUCUCACUAACUCUGAAUUUCGUUUCGAAAGGCGGUGAACUUCUCAAACGCACAAGGAAAGGAGAUCUACAUUGGAAGCAAGUCUCAUUCAACAUAAAUUCAAACUGGCAGGUGGUGGCUAAGAUGAAAAGCAAGCAUAUUGGAGGAACAUUCACUAAGAAAAAGAAGUGUGUGGUGAGUGGUGUGUAUAAUGAUAUACCAGAUUGGCCGGCGCGUGAGACAGACGGUAAAGAGAAGAUGGCGUACUUUGCUGUACAAACUUCCGACAGAGUAAUCGAAUUCGAGUGCCGGAACAAAGGGGACAAGGAAUUGUGGGUUGAAGGGAUCCAACAUAUGCUGCAUUUACAUGUCAUUUGAUAUUGGGUUUUUUUUUUUUUUUUUUUUUUUUAAUUAUUCUGAGUGAAGGUAUAAAAAUGGUGGUUCUGUCAACCUAGUUUCCGACAGGAGAAACAGAGCCUUUCGGGCUAAAGAUUCGGGCUUUAUUUGAGCCCGUUAAGAAAUGGGCUGAUAUUUGAAAUUUAAAGCCCAAUUAAAUAUUGCGGGCCGACAAUUAAACAUUUUGAAUU